AUGCAGAGCCUCAGCAAGGAAAACCGCAGCUCUGUGUCCAAGUUCAUCCUCCUCGGCUUCUCCAGUGAGACACAGGUCGGAAUGGCCCUGUUUGCCCUCUUCCUGCUCCUCUACCUCACCACCCUUGUGGGCAACGGACUCAUCGUCAUGCUUAUCUACCUGGACUCACACCUCCACACGCCCAUGUACCUUUUUCUCAGCGUCCUCUCUCUGGUGGACAUGAGCUAUGUCACUACCACUGUGCCCCAGAUGUUGGUUAAUAUGGUGUGUCCGCGGAGGAGCAUCUCCUGGGGAGCUUGUGCAGCCCAGAUGUUCAUCUUCUUGGUCCUGGGCAUUGCUGAGUGUGUCCUCUAUGCCAUUAUGGCCUAUGACAGGUACGUUGCCAUUUGCUUCCCCCUUCGCUAUAUGCUACUCAUGAGCCAUUCCAUUUGUGUCACGAUGAUUAUAGUUUGUUGGUCCAUUAGCAUAGCUGGGGCCCUGAUCUACACUGUCUUCACCAUGCAUCUGCCUUAUUGUGGCCCCUACAAGAUAAACCAUUUCUUCUGUGAGGUCCCUGCUGUCCUGAAGUUGGCCUGUGCAGAUACAUCUUUUAAUGACAGGCUGGACUUCAUCUUGGGUUUCAUCCUGCUUUUAGUCCCACUCUCCCUCAUCCUGGCCUCUUACGUCUUCAUCCUUGCCUCUAUCUUCAGAAUCCGCUCAGCGCAGGGGAGGCUCAAGUCCUUCUCCACGUGUGCUUCCCACGUCACUGUGGUCACCAUGUUCUAUGGGCCGGCCAUCAUCAUGUACAUGAGGCCCGGUUCUUGGUAUGACCCAGAGCGGGACAAGAAGCUAGCGCUGUUCUACAAUGUGGUCUCUGCCUUCCUCAAUCCCAUCAUCUACAGCCUCAGGAACAAGGACGUAAAGGAGGCCUUUCUGAAAAUAUUUAGAGUCAGAACGACAGCUUAAUGUCUCAAGAUGUUUGAGUUGUCCAUAGUCACGGGCAUACUGGAUGCGCUCAUUUGGUACCACACAGGUACCUCGUCUGACCAACCUGAGUCUUCCUGCAGCUGCGAGCAGCCAGAAGAGGGUGUGGCCAGCCCGAACCUGCAAGUCCUCUAUCACUGGUUGGAAAAUGUUCAGCUCCCACCACCCAAACACUCAGUUGAGUACUGAAGGCAAAGGAUUUCUUUAGGACUGUGUCCUUGUCGUUCGUGACCAUUGCUUUUGUGCUUUUCCUGGGUUCUCUCCUUACCUCUGGAAGUUUAUGUGAGUCAGCAUGAUGGCAGUCACAUGUUUAACACGCACACAUGCUCUUUCACAGUGUGAAAACGACACAAAGAGUCAUUUGGGGUAAAAAUUGCAUAAAGAGCAGCAGAUUAUGCAGGGACACAGUCUUGCAUUACUGUCUAACAAACACAAGUAAUAUUUAGCAUUGCUUCGUACACUAGGUGCUUAGAAAAUCAGAGCUAGAAUUAUUUUAGACAUAUGCGUAACAACAUGGAUAAUAACUAGUCUAGUCUGGUCUGGGCUCAGCUUGUAGAAUUGACUCUUACCUGAUCAGUUUAAAAUUUACAUUUUCAAUCUCAUUUUUUUGGGCAAAAGAUUUGAAUAGACAUUUCUCAAAUGAAGGCAUACAUAUGACAAACAGGCAUAUGAAAAGGGGCUCGACAACCCUGAUCAUCAGAGAAAUGCAAAUCAAAGCUACAAUGAGAUAUCAUCUCGCCCCCAGUUAAAAUGGCUUUUAUCCAAAGGUCAGGAAAUAACAAAUGCUGGUGAGGAUGUGGAGAAAAGGAAGCCCUCAUACACUGUUGGUGGGAAUGUAAAUUGGUACAACCACUAUGGAGAACAGUUUGGAAGUUCCUCGAGAAAUUAGAAGCAGAGCUAUCAUGCAAUCCAGCAAGCAACCACACUGCUGGUUCUGUACCCAAGGAAAGGAAAUCAGUGCAUUCAAGAGAUUUCUGCACUCCCAUGUUUGCUGCAGCGCUGUUCACAAUAGCCAAAAUUUGGAAUCAACCUAAAUGUUCAUCCACAGAUAAAUGGAUAAAGAAAACAUGGCACCUGUACACAGUGGGAUACUACUCAGCCAUAGAAAAGAAUGAGAUUCUAUCAUUUGCAACAACAUGGAUGGAAAUGGAGUUCAUUAUGUUAAGUGAAAUAAGGAAGGCACAGAAAGACAAUCUUUACAUGUUCUCACUUAUUUAUGGGAUCUAAAAAAUCAGAGCAAUUGAACUCAUGGAAGUAGAGAAUAGAAGGAUGGUUACCAGAGGUUAGGAAAGGUAGUGGGGGAUAAGAGGGAGCAGGAGAGGAGGUGGGGACACUUAAUGGGUAGCAAAGAAUACAAAGUAUGAGAAAGAUGCAGUGUUUAAUAGCACAGUAAGGAGACUAUAACUAAUAACAAUUUAAUCAUACAUUUAAAAAUAACUAAAAGAGUAUAAUUGGAUUGUUUAUAAAUCAAGGGAUAAAUGCUUGAAAGGAUAGAUACCCCAUAUUCCAUGAUGUGAUUAUUGUGGAUUGUUUGCCUGUACUAACAUAUCUCAUGUAUCCCAUAAAUGUAUCCCCCCUACUAU
Messenger RNA from Callithrix jacchus (white-tufted-ear marmoset), 2546 nucleotides. RefSeq names its product olfactory receptor 2A12-like. Gene Ontology annotation, biological process: G protein-coupled receptor signaling pathway. Gene Ontology annotation, molecular function: G protein-coupled receptor activity; olfactory receptor activity. Gene Ontology annotation, cellular component: membrane. The record is from RefSeq and is a predicted model, not a curated record. NCBI's taxonomy places the organism in Eukaryota, Metazoa, Chordata, Mammalia, Primates, Cebidae.